AUGGAAAGCAACAUAGACCCUCGCUGUCUGCACAACCUCUCCUACCACCCCCGAUGGCAGCACAGCUCAAUAAAAGUGAAGAGAAAAAGAAAUAUACGGACAAACAGCUCCAGCGGGUGUAGUCAGUUUGAAUCAACAUCGUCAUCAUUGUCAUCAAAGUCGUUAUCAUCUAAACCACAGUUGCCAUCAUCCACCAUACAGCACACCAGGAGAUGGAAGGGGAACUGGUUUCUUUUGCCCUUACUCAUGAUCUCAUUUUUCCCCUGUCAAGCCUGGGCAACUACUUUUAAGAUGGCCCUGGUUGGACCCUGGGCAUGUGACCUCUUAUACUCCAAAGCCCUCCCAGACUUGGCAGCCCGACUCGCAAUCGCCCGCAUAAACAAAGACCCCUACCUCAACAAAGGCUACUGGUAUGACUAUACGCUGAUCAAUGAGGACUGCAAGUCAUCCCGUGCCCUUGCUCGCUUCGCUGGGUUAGACGGUUAUGGUGCUGCUUUCCUGGGCCCAGCCAACCCAGGCUACUGCUCCUCAGCUGCUCUGUACGCAAAAGAGUGGGAUGCUGGGAUUCUCUCCUGGGGCUGCCUCAAACCCAACAUGAACCAAGGUGGGAUGUAUCCUACCUUCCUGAGACCACUGCCACUGUCCUCCCAUGUACUUUUUACUGUGUUGCGGUACUUUCGUUGGGCGCAUGUGGCCAUAAUAUCGCAGGAGCAAGAUGUGUGGGAAGCUACAGGACAGGAGUUGGCCUCUUCACUGAGGGCCCUUGGCCUGCCUGUCAAUCCCGUGGUCACAAUGGAGGACAACAAGGACGGGCCUCGGAAAGCCCUGACAAAAGUGCGGGAAGCAGACCGGGUCAGAGUGAUCAUCAUGUGCAUGCCAUCUGUUUUGAUUGGUGGCCAAGCUCAGUACCAACUUCUGACAACAGCCUUGUCUAUGCGUAUGAUCGACCGUGGCUACGUGUUCAUUCCCUACGACACCCUUCUGUACUCACUGCCCUACAGAGAUGCCCCAUACUAUAUGCUAGGUAAUGACACCAGGUUGCGGAAAGCCUAUGACGGUGUUCUCACUAUCACUAUGGACUCUGGAGAGCGCAAUUUCUACGAGGCCUUCAAAGAUGCUCAGGACAGCUAUGAAAUACGUAGCAGCACUCCACCAGAGCAGGUUUCUCCAUUCUUUGGCACCAUCUACAACAUGAUGUACUUCACAGCUAUGACUGCUGAGCAGGCGCGUGAAAAUGGAGGCCGUUGGGUAACUGGUCAGAUCCUGGGUGAAAGUACUGGUGGCUUUGAAUUCCAAGGAUUCAACCAACCCUUGAGAUCUGGCAGGCAUGGUGAAGGCAUGCAGGCUCCCUAUGUAGUGCUGGACUACAGCGGAAUAGGCACCACUCUGUACUCCACGCAUGCUCUCCAUGCAUCUCAUACAGAUGGCAAGACGGGGGGCUUGAAAUAUCUUGGCCGUUCUAUCCAUUUUGCAGGCAGCACUCCCUACAAAGACUCAGGUUGCUGGUUUAGCCCAUACUUUGCCUGCACUGGAGGCCUGGAUUCAGUCACUCUCUUCUUUAUUUGCCUUUUGUUCAUUUCACUUCUUGGAUGUGCAGUGAACAUAUUUCUUCGUCUCAAACGAAGUGGUAGGGUUGGCUUCAGCUUUGGUGGAAGUAGCGGUGGAUCAACAAAGGUAGUCCUGACUCUCGAUGAUCUCGUCUUCAUCAACACUCAAGUCAGCAAACGGAAGCUAAACGAUGAGAGCAUUAUGAAGAGCCAGCUGGAUAUGAAGACGCCUCAUCAUUCAGUGUCCGGUCGCAGCUACUUAGCCUCCACGCCAGACAGCUCCAAUGUUGCAGUGUUUGAGGGGGACUGGGUCUGGUUGAAGAAAUGUCCCGCUGGAGCUGUGUCAGGCGUCAAUGGCAGCACUGAGUUUGUCUUCGUCAAGCUCAGAGACAUGAGGCACGAGAACCUCAACCUGUUCCUGGGGCUGUUCUUCGACUCGGGCAUCUUUGGUGUUGUGACCGAGCACUGCACCAGGGGCAGCUUGGAGGAUUUGCUCAGCAAUGAAGAUGUUCGCCUUGACUGGAUGUUCAAGUCUUCUCUGUUAAUGGAUCUGAUCCGGGGGAUGAAGUACCUGCAUAAUCGUGAUAUCAUCCAUGGGCGACUCAAAUCCCGCAACUGUGUGGUAGAUGGCCGCUUUGUGCUGAAGGUGACAGAUUACGGGUUCAAUGAGAUCUUGAUUGCCCAAAGCAUCGACAAUGAUGACGAAAAGCCAGAAGAUCUGCUUUGGACGGCUCCUGAGCUGCUGAGAAGCUCGAGUCUGAGGAGGAGGGGCACUUUCUAUGGGGACGUCUACAGCUUCGCCAUCAUCGUGCAGGAGGUCAUUUCUCGCUCUGCACCUUACUGCAUGCUGGACAUGCCCACCAAGGAGAUCAUCAAUAAGAUCAAAGAACCUCCUCCUUUGUGUCGGCCUGUUGUGUCCGUGGACGAGGCCCCGCUGGAUGUGAUACAGGUCAUGAAGCAGGCCUGGAGCGAAGAGCCAGACAAGAGGCCGACCUUCGAGGAGCUCUUCAAACAGUUCAAGAGCAUCACCAAGGGAAAGAAGACCAACAUCAUCGACUCUAUGCUGAGGAUGUUGGAACAGUACUCCUCCAACCUGGAGGAUCUGAUCAGAGAGAGGACGGAGGAGCUGGAGGUGGAGAGACAGAAGACUGACAAUCUGGUAGCGCAGAUGUUGCCCAAGUCUGUGGCCCAGGCGCUGAAGACUGGCAAGCCCGUCAAACCGGAGCAUUUCAGCGAGGUCACGCUUUACUUCAGUGACAUUGUUGGUUUCACCACCAUCUCAGCUCUCAGCGACCCCAUCGAGGUGGUCGACUUACUCAAUGACCUCUACACGCUUUUUGAUGCCAUCAUCGGGCUGCAUGAUGUCUACAAGGUGGAAACUAUUGGAGAUGCCUACAUGGUGGCCUCAGGUGUCCCCACCAGGAACGGUACCCGUCAUGCUGCUGAAAUGGCCAACAUGUCUCUCGACAUCCUCCACUGCAUCGGGACCUUCAAGAUGCGACACAUGCCUGAGCUAAAAGUCAGGAUCCGUAUUGGCCUGCACUCUGGCCCAGUGGUAGCAGGUGUAGUCGGCCUUACGAUGCCUCGGUACUGUCUCUUUGGAGACACUGUCAACACGGCAUCUCGAAUGGAGUCCACAGGGUUGUCUUACAGAAUCCAUGUCAACCAAAGCACAGUUGAUGUCCUGAACAGCUUGAAGCUGGGAUAUAAAAUAGAAGUGAGAGGUCUGACGGAGUUAAAGGGAAAAGGAGUCGAGAACACUUACUGGUUGGUGGGAAGGGAUGAUUUCAACAAGCCUCUACCAAUUCCUCCAGACAUGGCAGGAGGAAGCAAUCAUGGUAUCGGUUUAGAUGAAAUACCUCCUGACAGACGACAGAAGUUCCUUGAUCGACAGAAGAGGAUGGGCUAG
Stegastes partitus (bicolor damselfish) is the source of this 3456-nucleotide messenger RNA. It is a transcript of the gene gucy2d, whose product is annotated as guanylate cyclase 2D, retinal. Gene Ontology annotation, cellular component: plasma membrane. The coding region runs from base 1 to 3456 and encodes 1151 amino acids. The record is from RefSeq and is a predicted model, not a curated record. The transcript has 18 exons. Gene Ontology annotation, biological process: protein phosphorylation; intracellular signal transduction; cGMP biosynthetic process. NCBI's taxonomy places the organism in Eukaryota, Metazoa, Chordata, Actinopteri, Pomacentridae. Gene Ontology annotation, molecular function: adenylate cyclase activity; guanylate cyclase activity; peptide receptor activity.